Molecule: messenger RNA, 1559 nt
Organism: Mercurialis annua (annual mercury)
Lineage: Eukaryota; Viridiplantae; Streptophyta; Magnoliopsida; Malpighiales; Euphorbiaceae
Exons: 4
Coding region: 109-474 (121 amino acids)
Source: RefSeq, a predicted model, not a curated record
GUCUACUCUGUUCUGUAGAUCAGGUGCGACUCUACCACUUUACGUGAUGCCAACCUUAGAGGACUUGGACGCGGUCAGUUCCUAUGAUUGAAGAUCAAGGCUAUCCAAAUGGGCCUUCUGACUGGCUUCGGUGUGCUUCCGGGGUUUGGAUACCCUAUGCUGAGGUUUUGGGACUUUUCUCGUACUCUAACGCAGAGUCAUGGAGCUGAAUGCAGAGGCCGGCUGAAAAAGAUGGCGUGGACAGAUGUGGAUACUUCUUGGAACACUCUGCCUGGAGUUUGCUGGCUUCGGUUGGUACAGGGUGCUAUAGAGAGAUCGCGCAUGUGUUGUAUGAUGCAUGGCCUGAGUUGUAAGUCCUGGUUUUUGGGGGAGCGUGUUCUCCAUUGGUGGGGUGGUCCACCUAUUCGCAUGGUCCCAGCUGGACCUCCUUUAUCGAUGCUACGUGCCAGGGACGUGGUAUCGCCUGCUCUUUGACUGGAUUUGAGGGGUUACUCUGCUACCAGUCUUGUAUAUGUCCCUCAGUUGAGCUAUCUAGACGACUUCACGAGACAUCAUCUUCUAGGGAGGCUUCCGUUGGACGGAGUACCUGUUGUUGAGUUUCAGCAAGCGGCUGCAGGGCCACAUGUAUGUGUUACUUUUCUGGUCUUCUUUUCCUGGAUUUCUUUCUCUGGUUGAGUUCUUUUUCUGAUGUUCUCUCAAGGAGGUGUUAGACGUGGGUCUCAUUCUGUCCGUGCUAGGGCAGACGUUCCUGGGUCUCCUAGUUGAGACCCAUCUGGUAAGCGAGCUGGUGUUGGUGAUAUGGUCUCUGGUUCUUUUAGUCCGAUGCCGGAGAGAUCAGCGCAUUCGGUGGCGUGCGUGGGCCUCUGCAUGACUCUGUUCCCUUGUGCUACAUGACGUAUUCUUUUGCGCCUGCCGACUGUACUCACGUGAGUGUUUCUCUAUUCUACACUUUUAUUUUGAGGGCCCUGUUGGAUUGAAUGUCUUCCUCUGGCUUUCAAGUACCUGUGUCUGAUGAAGUUCAGUUGCCCGAUGCUGCUUACUACAGGCGUGAUCGCUUGUGCACUGUCUCUGCACAAAUGAGGUUGCACAUUGACGAUCUGGAGGAGCAGGUGCGUUUGACAGGGCUGGUACGGCUGACAGUGACAUCCCUCCUGGUUUCCCUGGCGGUGGAGGUGGACUUCGUGCUGGUGAUCGUGGGCGAAGAGCCCGUGGUAGUCGAGGAUUUGACAUCUGAGUAGGUCAUGGAGACUUCGUUUCCUCUCCAGGUGGUAUAAAGACUGGACGCUAUUCUGGUGACACGCCCUCUAGGAGCCGCUACGAAGACUCAAAGACCUUGGAGCAGGAUUUGGACUCUGAUGAUUAGGCUUGUACUGUGUGUUUGUCACGUUUCGAAUGCUUCGUAUUGAUGACUGUGUAGGUUGUCGCAAUAUUUUGUACAAUUGGUGUUCUUGGCGCCUCUUCCUUUUAUAGCUUUAUUUUGUUUGCUAUAUCUGCUUUAGCUCUUCUAGCCUCUUUUGUCCUUUCUGUUUCUAGCUAGUGGAGACAUGAUCCCCCGGUUC